GAGCUACCUGUAAAUAGUGUAGAUAUAGUACGGACUUGACGCUUUGUUUCUUAGAAAAAUUGAGUUGAAUUUUGUAUAAAGAAAAUGUGAAGUUUUUAUUUUACUUGCAAUAAAUUUAUUUUCAUUUAUUUUAAAUGCUAAGAUUAUUCAAUUACGAAAGACUGAGGAAUUGUGUGGUUGUUUCUUGAAUAUUGAUGAAAAUGCAAUAAAUCUGCUCACAUAUAUUACAUAUAUAAUAUAUACAUAUGCAUAUGUAACCAUCUACAUACACACCGUGCAUUAUUUACCUUAACUUGUUUCACUGCUGACCUGCCAGAUCUUCCAGAUAAAGUGAUUUACCCAUCGUAAAGAAAUCGUUCCAUUAUUUUUGUACGACAGCCAAAGUGGUGAGCGAUGGCCGAAGAUCGUGAACUCAUAGAAAAAUAUGGCCGACCUAUGCCAUAUGACCGUAAUUUUCGUGGACCGGAAUGGCGUAAUAGGAGAUGCACAGAUUUGCCCUGCCUGCUGAUUUUCAUACUUUUCUUAGCUGGUUGGGGCUUUAUCGCCCAGUACGCCGUGCGUAAUGGAGAUCUCAAUAAAUUGGUUGUGCCAACUGACUCAUUCAAUCGCAAAUGCGGCAUCGAUUCAUCGGUAUUGGAUAAAAAAUAUUUAUUUUUUUUCGAUUUGGGUAAAUGUAUUGAUCCCGUUGUACCAUUGACGGGCUGUCCCACACCGCAAGUUUGUGUUGAAAGUUGUCCUACAGAAAAUUUCUUCUGGGAUAAAAUGAAGAAUUCGCUUCCAUUUGGCGAAUUAAAGAAACGCAUGAUUUGCCUGACUGAUAAUGAUAAGAAUAAGCUGAAUACUAUUGAUGACAUGCAAAGAGCCAUCGACCAGGAACGUUGUGCACGUUUGUAUAUAAAGAGUGCGCCAUUUUUGAAUCGGUGCAUGUGGGAAUUCUCACCAGAAGUUUGUGAACGUUUACCGUCCUUUUUAUUGCCACGGAGCAAACGCACUUCUAGUGGAUCUCAAAACGCCAGUCCCAAUGCGAAUGAUAGCCGCGGCCUACUUGAUGCCUUGGUGGCCGACAAAUCACAAUUAACGCAAAUGCAGUUCGAAGCUUUGGCCUUAACAACAAUACCCGAGCCGCCAGCAGUUAAAAAGCAGCAAGCACUUGCUGAGGAACCCAUUAUACAAUGUCGUCGUCGUACCGAACAAGCUGAAACCAUCAAACAGAAGGUGCGACAGACUGAUACGCGUUUGGCUAAGUUAGUUGGCAACAUGGUGGCACAUUUCUAUAACGGUACGCAUGAUAGCCAACAGCUGGGAGAGGAAAUAGUAGAAGAUAUUAUAAACUCCUGGUACGUGGUGUUAAUGGCGCUAAUGUGCACUCUGGUCGCUUCGUUAAUUUUGAUCGCCCUGAUGCGCUGGUUCGCUGCACCCUUUCUUUGGUUAUCCAUACUGGGUGUGUUAGUCGGUCUUGGAGUCGGCAUCUAUUACACGGUGAAAGAGUAUCGUUUUUGGCAGCAAACCGCUACUGUGCCCAAUCACUCCAUUACCUUGGAGGCGGCGGUAACGAAUGUGUUGCAGAAGUCUAGUACAUGGUUGUACUUAAGCAUUUUUCUAAGCAUCGCUUUCGUCGUUAUACUACUUACGGUUAUUGUGUUGCGUACGCGGAUCAGCAUAGCCAUUGCAUUGACAAAGGAGGGCAGCAAAGCGGUCUCAAGCAUCAUCUCUACUGUCUUCUUUCCGAUUUUCUCUUGGAUACUCUUCGUUUUAGCUGUUGUAUAUGUUAUUGCAGUUGGACUUUAUCUGGGUUCGAUUGGCGAACCCUCAUUCCGCAUGAUACGUCAAUUGGACAGCAACAGCGCGACUGGUGUUUAUACAGAGAAUUGCGUCUGUACCGGGCAAGCUAUUGAAUAUAAAGUGGGUGCACGUUGUGAUCCGAAAAUUUUUGAACAAAACUGUUAUGUUAAUGAAUUUCUGCUUCAACGUGUACCUUGUACGCGCACGACCUGCAGUUUUGCUGAAAUCGAACAUCCACCAUUUGUUACAUGGUCCAUAUGUUACAAUGUUUUCGGCUUCUUUUGGUUAACAUUCUUCAUAGCAGCCUUCAGUGACAUGGUGUUGGCGCUAACAUUCGCCACUUGGUAUUGGACAUAUAAGAAGCGUGAUGUGCCAUUCUUUACGCUCGGACGCGCAUUCCGUCAAACCAUAUUCUAUCAUCUCGGCACAUUGGCGUUCGGCGCACUAAUACUUGCCGUAUGUCGCAUGAUACGCGUGGCGUUGGAAUAUCUCGAUUCGAAGCUUAAAAAAUACGAUAACGCCGUCACACGCGCCAUACUCUGCUUUAUGAAAUUCUUUUUCUGGCUACUCGAGACCUUCUUACGCUUCCUCAAUCGCAACGCGUACAUCAUGUGUGCCAUACACGGCAAAAGUUUCUGCGCCAGCGCCAAGGAUGCAUUCAAUUUGAUAAUGCGCAACUUUUUACGUGUCAUCGCCGUUGAUAAAGUCACCGAUUUUCUCUUCUUCCUAUCGAAACUGCUACUAACAGGUGCAGCCGGUGUGGGUACCUAUUACUUUUUGGUGCACAGUCCACAUCUUAUACAAUUGCACUACAACGCGGUACCGGUUACACUGGUUGUGAUAACUACCUUCAUUAUGACAACCGUGUUCUUUGGCGUCUAUUCGAUGGCUGUGGAUACGCUCUUCCUGUGCUUUUUGGAAGAUUGUGAACGCAAUGAUGGCUCACCGGAGAAACCGUAUUACAUGUCCAAGCAGUUGAUGCGUAUUUUAGGUAAAAGAAAUAAAUUUCCACGUCAACGAAGUAGCAGCUAAGAAACCAGGGAUGAUAUUACGCGCUGGAGCUUUAGUUUAGCUGUAGUUAAGAGAGGUUUAGGAGUAAAAGACAUUGUAUGUAUUGAAUAAUUGUACAAAAGAAUACCGUAAGUGCUGGAAUCUGCUGGUUUUGUUAUUGUUCGAACCCGUUAGUGUUAUGUUUGGAAAGUGAAAGGCUGAGAAUGUUGUGAGGCAACCAAUGGCAAUAUUAUAAAAUUAUGUAUGAAGACGAAUACACGAGUCUCAAGAACUUAGUUAGAAAUAACUGCAAUAUGGAAAAUAAAUACUUAUUUAUUUACCUUUACUAUAUGUACACAUAUAUGUAUCUAUGUUAUGCAUACGAAUAUAGACAUAUGUAUGCAUUUAUAUAUACAUAAAUGGUUAUUAAAUUGAUAAUACUGAAUACUUUAGUAUAUACAUAAAUUUAUGUAAUUCGAAAAAAUUAUAUAUAUGUGAUUACGAGAAGAAAAACAAAACUAUGUUAAUAAUGUUUAAAUUUUAUUAUUAGUCGAACGAUUUAUGCUUAAAAAUCGAUAACUGCUUGGUGCUUAUUUAAAGUGAUUUGUAUCGAAAGAACAUUUUUCGUAUUUAUGUAUAGUUCACCAAUAUAUGCCAAAAUACUAUACUAUACUAUACUAUGUUAAGUAAAA
Ceratitis capitata (Mediterranean fruit fly) is the source of this 3464-nucleotide messenger RNA. It is a transcript of the gene Ctl2, whose product is annotated as CTL-like protein 2. Bases 394 to 2814 code for a protein of 806 amino acids. Gene Ontology annotation, cellular component: membrane. The transcript is spliced from 2 exons. NCBI's taxonomy places the organism in Eukaryota, Metazoa, Arthropoda, Insecta, Diptera, Tephritidae. Gene Ontology annotation, molecular function: transmembrane transporter activity. Gene Ontology annotation, biological process: transmembrane transport. The record is from RefSeq and is a predicted model, not a curated record.